Molecule: messenger RNA, 1485 nt
Organism: Cyanistes caeruleus (blue tit)
Lineage: Eukaryota; Metazoa; Chordata; Aves; Passeriformes; Paridae
Source: RefSeq, a predicted model, not a curated record
AGCGACAACGACGAGGAAGAGCCGCCCCCAGCACCUCUGGAAAAACCCGAAAUCCCCGGAACGCCGCCGCCGCCAGCUCCCAACCCCAAAUCCCCCCAGAACCCCCAAACCCCCAAAGCCGAGACCCUAAAACCGGAACCCCAACCCCGGAAAAACCCGGGGAAACGCCGCGGGAAACCCCAGAAAUUCCGGAAUUUUCGCUGCCACGACUGCGGCAAAGCCCUGGCGGCGCCCAAACGCCGGCGAGGGACGGAGCGGCCCCACAAGUGUCAGGAAUGCGGGAAAAGUUUCCGUUUGAGCUCCGGCUUGGUGACCCACCGACGCCGGCAUUCCGGGGAAAAUCCCUACAAAUGCCCGGAUUGCGGGAAAUCCUUCAGCGUGGGCUCGGCCUUCAUCCAGCACCGGCGGAUCCACGGCGGCGCGGCGCCGUGCCGCUGCGGGGUUUGCGGGAAGAGUUUCCCGGCGAGUUCGGGGUUGGUGAAGCACCAGAAGGUUCAUUCGGAGGAGAAACCCUACAAGUGCGGGGAUUGCGGGAAGGGGUUUAAUUGGAAUUCCCACUUGGAGCGGCACCGGAGGAUUCACACCGGAGAGAAACCCUACGAGUGCCCGGAAUGCGGGAAGAGCUUCUCGUGGAGCUCGCAUUUGGAUCGGCACCGCCGAACCCACGCGGCGGCGGAAACGGGCGGGAGGUGCGAGGAGUGCGGGGAAUGCGGGAAGGGGUUCCCAAAAAACGGCGGGGAUCCCCAAAUCCCGAAGAAACGCCGGGAAGCGGCGGAGAAACCCCACAAAUGCGGGGAAUGCGGGAAGGGGUUCGGCGCGGCGGCGGCGUUGGCGCAGCACCGGCGCGGUCACGCUCCGGGAAAACCUUACGAGUGCCGGGAAUGCGGGAAAAGCUUUUCCUGGAGUUCCCACUUGGAUCGGCACCGCCGGAUCCACAUGGGGGAGAAACCCUUCCGCUGCGGGAAUUGCGGGAAGGGAUUUUCCCAAAGCUCCCACUUGGAGCGGCACCGGAAAAUCCACGGGGAGCCGUGCCGGGAAUGCGGGAAGAAGGAGGGGGGGAAAAGCGGGAGAAGCUUCCAGAAGCGCUGCGGGAUUUCGGGAGGGGAGGGCGGUGACGGCGGGGAGGAAUCGGAGCGGGGAGAGGAGGGAAAAGGCGGGGAAAAUUCGGGAUGGAGCGUCGGGAAUUCGACGGGUGGGGCGAGGCAGAGCGGAGGGAAAACGCUGGCGUGCCCGGAAUGCGGGAAAAGCUUCGGGCAGAACUCGGCGUUGGCCAAACACCGGCGGCUUCACAGCGGCGAGAAACCCUACAAAUGCCCGGAAUGCGGGAAAAGCUUCGGCGUUCGCUCCAACCUCAUCAAGCACCAACGGACUCACCUGGGGGAGAAACCCUACAAGUGCCCGGAAUGUUCCAAAGGCUUCAUCCAAAAAUCCGACCUCACCAAGCACCGCCGGAUGCACACGGGGGAAAAACCCUACGAGUGCCGG